CACGACUCACGACUUUUGACUCCAAGACUCUGACUUGCUUGCCUUGCCUCUCACUUCUCAUGACCAACAUACAGCCCGUCACAAAGCUCUCGAACACGCACACAGAAAGUCGUGGGACAUGCCCGCCUCUGUAACAUUUCACUGCCCUUGCCUGGGACCCAAUGCAGUGGGGCCUCAGGCCUGUAGCUCUACCUCUGCUGCGCAUCCUUCACAAUACGGGCAAGGAUCAGGGCUACCUGGCAGCAGCAACAGCAACAGCAACACUCAAGCAUCGAGCAGCGCCUCGGUGCCUCUCUUAUCCAAUCGCGACUCCUUCCAUCAACUCUCCUCGCUCUACUUUUGCGAAGAGUGCGACUCGAUCCGAUGUUCGCUGUGCGUCACUGUAGAGCCGUCUUCAUACUUUUGCCCCAACUGCCUCUUCGACGCUCCACUGCCUUCGGUCAAAGAGUCAAGGGGCAGAUGCGAUAGAAGCUGCUUUGAAUGUCCAAUCUGCCAGACCGCAUUGAACUUGGUCGGGUCGGACAAUGAGAAGGGGAUCGAUCCGCUGCACGCCAACGCUAGCGUCGGUGUGCCCCCUUACUAUCUGCUUUGCAACGUUUGCAAGUGGGACAGCAAAGAGAGCAGCAUUACGUUCGAGAAACCCACAGGUCUGGCUUUACAAAUGAAGCGUGCAGAGAAGGUGCCCCCUGAUUUUGACGAAUUCGACGGGCUCAAAGCACACUACAAAGAUUACAUGGAAUAUCAGCUGACUUUGCUCGAAGACGAAAGCAGCUCGAAUGCUAUACCUGCAUCCAGCAAGUCAAGCGCCGCGAUGGCAGCAGCAUCAGCAGCACUACGCCAGUCGCGUCUGUUGAAAGACGUGCCAAGUCUUGCUCGAGAUCAGCGAUUUCUUAAAGGUCUGCAGGGCCCUCCGACAAGGGAUAAAGACGCUGACCAGUACCACAAGGAGAAGAAUAAAACUUACAAAACCAAGAAUGGCUACGUGACAGGUGCGAACGGAGUUGCUGGCAAGAGGGACGAGCGCAGGAUCAGGCUGAGCGAGAGGUUGAGCGAUGGGUCGACUUUUACGACAUUUGAUCAGAGGUGGCAAAAUCUCUGGGACCAGAACGUCAGAGCUGCCGAACUGAGGCCCACACCAGUGCGCUUGCAGGCUAAGCAGACCAAACGCUGUCCAUCAUGCAGACACAUCAUCAUCAAGCCGGACAUCAAGGCGCCCGUCAAAAGGUUCAAAAUACGAUUGAUGGCGAUGAACUACCUGCCGGACAUCUUUAUCCUUGGACCCGUAACAGUCGCGCCUCUCUUGGGUGGCAAUGUCGGCCUGUCAGUUGAGGAAAUCCGAGCUGCAAAGAGAGCGAGUCUUCUAGGCGGUGCUGGAUCAGUGGCUGGUAGGUCUUCGGAGUCAGGCACGGGCAGCUCGCUCAGGAGGCGACCACAGAGCGUAAUGGUGGGCGCGGGUGGUGGUGCGGGGCUUGGAGGCAGUGCGUUUCUGAGUGGGAGCGCCGGCACUUCCAUGGACGAAGAACAUUUGACACCUGGACGGAUCUACACCUUCGAAGUCACUUUUACGAACCCACUCGACGACGCCAUGCAAGUCAACUUGGGCAUCAUCUUGCCUAGCAGUGCAACAGUUCCCGUCGAGCGCGCAGCGCCAGAGUCUCCUCCGCCUCGAUCAGCCCAGGGAUCCACUUCUCCCCCUCUGCCUUCCUCACCCCCAGGAACGCAAAGCUCUCCCCGGAAAUCGGCACCAGCUGGCUCUAAUCAAGAUCCUACGUCUCCCAAUCGAGCAAUGUCUCACAAUAAGCAAAUUUGGUCCGUCACGCCAAGCACGACAUUUUUCCCCAUCAACGCCUUCAACGAGGUGUGGGAGCUGGACGAGGAAGAUGCAGACCUACUCAAAGAACCCAGGCCUUCGCUCUUGGGAGACGAUGUGGAGGAUGAUCCGGGUAGAGAUGACUUUCUGGACGAGGAUGGUAUCAGGCAAAAAGGCGCUGGUAGAAGGACGAGGAAGAGUGAUGGCAUUUUGAAAAGAAAGGGCAACGCGACGACCAUCGGUCUGGACCUCUCGCUCGGCAAGGAAGCUGCGGGUGACAUCGAGUUCCUGCUUUACGUAGCAUAUACCUAUCGGCCUGACGAAGCAUUGGAGGAAGAGGGCGAGAAAGGACACAAGGGCUAUGCUGGCAAAGCCGAGCAUGCUGACCCUUCGCACUCUGCAGCCAAAACCUUUUCCUUCUGGUGCCGGGUGCGUCUGGGUCACUGCGAUGGUGCAAGCACUGCAACGGGCACAGGCUUGCCUUUGACUAGUGCGGCUGGUGCUAGUCGCGGUGCAGGACUGGACAGGAGAAGGAGCGUGCUUUCGUUGGGUCCGACAAUGACAAACGUUGGCUCAAGAAACGUCUCUGGCCUUGGUAUUAAAGCUGAGGGCAAAGACGCACCCUCGGUGACUUCUAGCAGUUUCACAUCACCCCCGGUACUGGGGAGAAAUGCUUCCACCCUGGAAACGCCCAGGGAAGACGCUGCAGAGGACGCAUGAGUGGGGUAACGCCAGCGCCAAAUGUCACUCGUCAGCAGAAGCAGGCUGGCUCUUACAAGACUGCGGGCAGCCUUGCAUCUCGCGCUGUCCAUCCCUGGACAAGUAUUCGAGACGUCUCUUUCGUUGGCUCAACAGGGUCACUGGGCCAAUUCAAGUGUCAUGCAUUUAGGCGAUACCCAGCAUGUAGUUGACAAGCUGAAUGAUGACAUCUUGCAAGAGGAGCGCUGGCUCGUUGGACCCAGGCGUGGGCUCAGCAACGACUGCAUCCUCGCCUACAUGUUCGUACCACUCUUUGAGAACGUCGACGAUUUGGCCGUCCAGCUUGUGUCCCUUGCGCGAGAGCAUCGUUCGCAAAUGAGCGGCGACUCCGUCAUCUUCCAUGCAGAGCCAAGCAAUGAUAUAGCUUAUGUGCUGCAGAGAAUGCAGGCCUGCAUCCAGACGACGCAGGUAGAAGAGCUCCUCUUCGAGUGA
Molecule: messenger RNA, 3001 nt
Organism: Ceraceosorus guamensis
Lineage: Eukaryota; Fungi; Basidiomycota; Exobasidiomycetes; Ceraceosorales; Ceraceosoraceae
Exons: 4
Coding region: 119-2530 (803 amino acids)
Cellular component (GO): dynactin complex
Source: RefSeq, a predicted model, not a curated record